ACGGCUUGCGGUAAUUUAGUAGCACGCAGCGCACCGCGAUGAUGUACUCUGCUGUUGGAAACUUCAUGAAUUUCUUACCUUUUAAGUUUUGCGUUAAUAUCUUUGGAACCGCUUGUAGACCGCAGUGUCAGCAGUUUUUGAAAAGAUGAUUUCUUUAGUACUUUUUCAACGAUAUCUGUGAUGAUAUCUGAGUGCUUUCAGUUUGUUUCAAGAUGGUGUUUGUAAUUAUAUUUGUACUAUUCAUAGCAUCGUUAGGAAGGUCUCUGGGUUUGCACGAUAAUUAUGCCAGAUUUCUACUUAAAUUAUUCGAGUUUUGUCAGAAAAAAAUUGAAAAGGCUGAGAGACGUGAUGCAGCAGAAGGUGAUGUUGAAGAGGAAUCUGAAAUCUAUAGCAAUGGAUCACAUUCAGUUAUUUCUCGUGAAGCAAGGUUAGUGCCAGAGCCUCAUCCCGAAGGAAGUUGUCUCACAAAUUCUUCUGAUCUUCCUCUUGAUCAAAAAGAGUUUCAGCUUGGGGAUAUAUGUGAUUUUAUAAAAGCUGGUGUGGAAGCUGUUAUUGAAGACGAAGUCACAAUGCGUUUUGCAGCUGAAGAACUUCCUGCUUGGAAUCUCCUUACAAGAACUAAUAAAAAUUAUCAAUAUAUUAGUUUUCGAUUAACCUGCAUUUGGGGAUUAGGAUUCUUUUUACGUUAUUGUAUCUUGUUCCCUCUUCGGUGUUUUAUAACAUUUUUUGGUGUUUGCUGGUUACUGUUUUGCACAGCUAUUAUUGGUUGUUUGCCAGAAGGAAGGUUUAAGAGGUGGAUAUAUUGGCAUGCAAGUAUUCUCUGUUUUCGGAUUUUUGGUUGUGCUUGCUCUGCUAUUGUUACAUACCACAACAGAGAGAAUAGAGCUGUAAAUGGUGGCAUCUGUGUUGCUAAUCAUACAUCUCCAAUAGAUGUGGUGAUAUUAGCAAGUGAUAAUAGCUAUGCCUUAGUUGGGCAGAGUCACGGUGGAUUUCUUGGUGUUCUACAGGCUGGCCUUUCAAGAGCUACAUCCCACAUUUGGUUUGAACGCAGUGAAGUGAAAGACAGAGAACUGGUAGCUAAAAGGCUAAGGGAACAUGUGGAAGAUGAAACAAAAUUACCUAUUUUAGUAUUUCCUGAAGGCACUUGCAUCAAUAAUACAUCUGUAAUGAUGUUCAAGAAAGGAAGUUUUGAAGUUGGUGGCACAAUUUACCCAGUUGCUAUAAAGUAUGAUCCACGAUUUGGUGAUCCAUUUUGGAAUAGUAGCAAGCAGAGUUAUAUGCAAUAUUUAUUGAUGAUGCUUACUAGCUGGGCUAUUGUAUGUGAUGUGUGGUAUUUGCCACCCAUGUCUCGCAAGGACAAUGAAAGUGCUGUUGAAUUUGCUAAUAGAGUGAAAGCUGAAAUAGCUCGUAAAGGAGGCCUUGUAGAUCUCAUGUGGGAUGGUCAACUCAAAAGAAUGAAAGUCAAGCAAGAAUGGAUUGAAAUGCAGCAGAAAGAAUAUUGCAAGCGACUAAAACUUGAAUAAAAAUUAUCCAUGUGUUCAAAAUUUAUUAACUAGUCUUCGUGAACCACCUGCAUUUAUGUUUGUAAAUGCCAUCCACUCCAUUUUCUGUAAAAGCUGUUUGUAUACUGUCUUUUAAAAUUUGUAUGUGUUUUUGUGUUUACUGUCAUAUGUGUGUUUGUUAUAGAUUCAAUUUUUAUAUCAGUUACAUGGAAACUAAAUAAAAUCUUCCAUACCAAUUGUGCAGUUUAAAUACUGUUUCCCCCCCAUGUAACAAAACCUCAGCAUGGAAUAAGCAAUUUAUAUUAAAUUAUUAUAGUAUACUCUUGCUCCAAACAGGGAAAGCAGGUCUCAGAUAAUUGAAAAACAUGGAUAAUCCUAACUAUAAAUUUCAAAUGUUUUUGAGAGCAUUUAAAUAUUUAUUGAAUUUCAUCGAGUAUUUUUCAAAGUGUUGUUUUAUCAUUUUAUUUGAAUCCUCUUUAGUUGAUAAAGCUUCAGUAGAAUCAAAAGAUAGUAUAUCUUCUUCAUUUGUUUAUUUUCAAUAUCAUUUUCUUUCUCUUUUGUUCUCAUGACAUUUAAAACACUAUCUCACAUCACAUGGAAAUUGCAUUUCAACAUUGAAAGCCUAGCUCGGUCGAAAUCACUAUCUAACCAUUCCUCGACAUUUUCAAUUUUCUGGCAAGCAGUUUCAGUUAUUGCCUUGAAUUCUUCACAACUUAAUAAUUUCUGAUUUCUAUAUUAGGAAAAAUCUUCAGGAUUGAACCAGUUUUAUUGGUUUUCCUACUCUAUAUAUGGCUUCCAGUAUAAUCUUUUUCCUGAAUUUCAUUAAAUGAUUACCUUUCUCAGAAAGAAUUAUGUCUGAAUUAAACUGGUAACAGUAAAAAUUUAGCUAUCAUUAAACUGUCCCUUUUUUUUUAAUGAUCUCAUUUAGACAAAAAGGUAAUAACAAGGGUGCUAUUUAUAAUAUAAUAAUAAAUAACAGUACCACUUUUUAAAAAAAGUCUUCAGAAGCCAAUUUAGUCCUGAACUAAUCUUUGAAUAUCUCUGUUCAUCCAUGCUCCUUUUUGAUCAUAAAAGGGUUACCACUCAAACAGGAGAAUGAAAUUCCCAGGUGUUGAGAAAAUUCCAGUAUGUGCGCAUUGGCUGUGCUGAGAGGUAAAUUAAUUAUGGUACCAUUUGAAAACACAAAAAUUUGCCAAAUGCAUAUCAUUAUAUAUAAUAUAUAAUCCCCAAAGCAUUACUAUUAUAACUAUAAUAGGAACUUUUUCCACUGAAGAUUGAGAUUCGAAUCUGCCCAAUCGGGAUUAAAAAAUGUACUUUGCAGCUAAACGAAAGAAAGAAAUUAAUAUUUUUAAAUAAAUUCAGGUGUUUUAUAUUUAUUUAGCAGCAUACAUAAGCAAAAAAUAUGUGCAUUAAAUUUUGUGAUAAUAUAUCAUCACACUGCUAGAAUUAAUUUCAGGAUUAUGCCAGAGAAGAUUGCCUGAAAUUUAAAUGUGUUAUAACUAAUAAUAAAUUACUUUAGGGGGAAGAAACAACAUUAAAAUGAAUUACUUAAAAAUUGAAUUACAGUAAUCAACGAAUUUUUUUUUUUUGCGAUUAUUAUAGUUAUUAUUAAAUGGCUAGCCUAGAUCAGUGGUUCCCAAAGUGGUCCGUGAAAAAUUAAAAUUGAUUUAACCCCUGAAUAAUGUCAGCGGGUCCACACAAGGUUUAAUAUAAAAUAAAAUUGCGAUCGAUUUUUAUUAUGGAAGUUUAAAGUAGUAGCAGUUUUUACGUCCUGAGUAAAUUAUAAAUAUAGGUAGGUGCCUAAAAUACAGUAUGUUACUUAAGUACUGAGCGUUAUGUAAUACCUUUUGUGAGCGAACAUUAAAAUUUAUUUUCACUUGUAGUAACAGAGGUGUGUAUAACUUAACUUUAACUAACGUUAAGGGAUUAGUUAUAGUACUAACAAUAUAGUAAUCCCUCAACAUUAGUUUUGGUAUAAUUGUAUUUUUUGUAUUGUUACACAGAUAGUAUAUUUGAAUAAAACUGAUCUCUUUUGAAAAAA
This is a messenger RNA of Stegodyphus dumicola, 3543 nucleotides long. RefSeq names its product glycerol-3-phosphate acyltransferase 4-like. Gene Ontology annotation, molecular function: glycerol-3-phosphate O-acyltransferase activity. Gene Ontology annotation, cellular component: endoplasmic reticulum. NCBI's taxonomy places the organism in Eukaryota, Metazoa, Arthropoda, Arachnida, Araneae, Eresidae. Gene Ontology annotation, biological process: triglyceride biosynthetic process. The record is from RefSeq and is a predicted model, not a curated record.